AUGAUUCCACCACAUCAACAAGCUGUUAUCUAUUUUCAGCUAGAAAAAUUGGCAAAUGCACCUCCUGUUGUUUUAGAAGACCCGGUUAUUAUUAAACCACAAGAAAGGCUGGUUGGUGCUAAAAACAAGAACAAAAGAACAAAUCAAAGAGAACUAUUAGAAUUUGAGUAUGUUGAAAAUAGCAUAUAUGACAAUGUGGUACAUGCCACCAAAUUGGUCACAAUUGUCGAAUCUGCCCUAAUAUAUCUAAUUAGCACUCCUAUCUUGUAUAGUUGCAUAAACUAG
Molecule: messenger RNA, 285 nt
Organism: Dentiscutata erythropus
Lineage: Eukaryota; Fungi; Glomeromycota; Glomeromycetes; Diversisporales; Gigasporaceae
Source: the annotation of a GenBank genome assembly